AUGACGGAGGACGAAACCACGUACGAGAUCAUCACAUACGACAACUGUCGAGUGAACGAUUUCUGCAUCAUCGAGAGCGGAGAGCCAGAAAAGUGGCAGGGACAGAUCAAAUCGAAGAAUGAUGGUAAGCUCGCUGUGCGGUGGUUGCGUCCAUGGGAACCGAAAUCGGAGAGGGAGGACAUCGGGGUGACGGGUCUAUACGAUUGGGAUCCUCAUGAAAUGUGCCAAAUCGAUGUCGAGACUCUAAUCGAAAUCGGCCCAGCGUUGUUUCACAAGGCGAGAAGACCAGGUUUCGAGCCGAAAGGGCCGGUCUAUUGCCUCGCGUCAACGUGCGACGGGCGUUGCGCGCUCGCCGCUCCGAGGCACAAAAAGGAACGAGUCAUUGUUGUGAAGGAGGAGGACGCAGUCGUAGAUGCUGAGAGACCGCGCUACUUGCUGCCAGUCCCGGAUACGGCGGUAGAGUGGCAACCCAACGUGAUGGGCGAGUGUUUGCCGAGCGAAGUUCCUGGCAGCCCAUUCUGUUACAGUAGCGCGAGACACCUUGAUGGUGAAACGGAGAAGUGCGCAGAGAAAGCUGUUUGCUUUUGCAAGCAUAUGCAUUCUGCUUUGGGCCGACGACUUGCCAGUUUAUCGUCGGACUUACACGCUGUUAACGGCGGCUCAUGUCCCAGCGCGGCGUUGACGAUGAAUAAAAUAAUUCACUCUUUCCACGUGAAAAAUACUCCCAAAAAAGGUUUUGGCAUUUUUGCUCGUGAAAACAUUCAAAGGGGAGCCUUCCUUUUCGAAUAUGCUGGAGAGAUCAUUAAUCGGUCAGAGGCGUAUGUGAGAGAGCGCAAGUAUAUUGCUGACGGGAAAUACUACAUGCAUGAUAUCCAUGGACUAAAGAAACACAUUUCUCACGCGCAAUUCACGAUAGACCCCACGUCUCAUGGCAAUAUCGGUCGUUUUCUCAAUCACAGUUGCUGUCCUAACGUCUCUACGGUCGAGUUGUUGCUGUCUGACGACCUUCAAGAGGUGUUGAACGUUUUUACGGCUGUUCCGCGCGUGUGCUUCAUGGCCGUCAGAGACAUUGAGGCCGGGGAGGAGCUGUGCAUAGACUACGUCCCUCAUAUUGAAGAUGCGUCCAAACUGCAGAAGAAGAUCAACUGUCAAUGCGGGGAAGCUAAGUGUCGGGAAUAUGUCUUCUGA
Messenger RNA from Ostreococcus tauri, 1188 nucleotides. RefSeq names its product Post-SET domain. The record is from RefSeq and is a predicted model, not a curated record. Gene Ontology annotation, molecular function: protein binding. The transcript has 14 exons. Lineage: Eukaryota; Viridiplantae; Chlorophyta; Mamiellophyceae; Mamiellales; Bathycoccaceae. The coding region runs from base 1 to 1188 and encodes 395 amino acids.